ACUCGAGUAUUAUCAGGCCAUAUUUAGUUUAAGACGAACUCAUUCUCCACACCGGCAGGGGGCGGUAAUACACCAUUUUGCUGUUUGCCAACCGCCAACAAAUGACGAAAAAGAAAGAAAGCCGCAGACGAGGAAGAAGCAGCGUUGGCUGUCAACACACCGGGACUGUUUAUCGGGACCGUCACCAUGCGUCUGCUCUGUAAGACACCGCGGAUUUACUCACACGUGUGUCAGCUCAACCUGCUGACGCAGCAGAGGAAGAAGCAUCUGUGGAACCAGUUCUGGAGAUUAUCUCACCUCCCGGGGCUUCGUCCGUUCAUUAACCGCACGCUGCAUCCCCCCUGCCGGCCGUCGCACAGCUGGUUCAGGAGCAGAAUUAAUGGCUGCAGGUGGAGCAAAACCAUCUACCUGAAUUCACAGAGUCAGAAAAAAGUCACCCUCGUGCAUGUAAGUGAACUGUCUGCGGCAGCAUAUGAGAAGCUGGCCGAUGAGACAUUGGACGCUCUGGCUGAUUACUUUGAAGACCUCACAGACGAAGCUUUUACUGGGGCCGACUAUGAUGUUCUCUUCUCUAGUGGUGUUCUGACAGUGAAGCUGGGUGGAGACCACGGCACCUAUGUGAUCAACAAACAGGCGCCAAACAAACAAAUCUGGCUUUCUUCUCCUACCAGUGUACCCGAACAGCUGUCCUGUGACGUACUUGGACCGAACACAGGUCUGGGCCGGCGUCUCCCCAACAGCGCACACGAGCCAAUGUUCUUGUGAUGGACCGUAUCCAACACAAGCCUGGGGCCUCAAACUGCCAAGAAUUUCCCUCCGGAGACUCGAACUGCGGAGUCAGCCAGCGUUCCCCCCUCAGCCAGACAAAAUUUAUAUUUAUAUUUCUCUGUUGACAAACUGGUGUAAUAAGAAUCUGUUGUAAGUCAGUAUAGAGUAAUGUUACUUCCCUCUUCCUUUCUUCUCUU
Molecule: messenger RNA, 965 nt
Organism: Haplochromis burtoni (Burton's mouthbrooder)
Lineage: Eukaryota; Metazoa; Chordata; Actinopteri; Cichliformes; Cichlidae
Gene: fxn
Product: frataxin
Exons: 6
Coding region: 187-765 (192 amino acids)
Biological process (GO): intracellular iron ion homeostasis; iron incorporation into metallo-sulfur cluster
Cellular component (GO): mitochondrion
Molecular function (GO): ferrous iron binding; ferric iron binding; 2 iron, 2 sulfur cluster binding
Source: RefSeq, a predicted model, not a curated record